AUUUAUUUACUGCUUGGAGCCACUGAAUGUGUCCUUCUUGUUGUCAUGGCCCUUGAUCGCUAUGUAGCAGUGUGUCAUCCACUGCAAUAUACAACUAUCAUGCACAACAAAGUCUGUGUGCAGCUGGCCAUCCUGGCUUGGAGCACUGGCUUGCUUCAGUCUCUGAUCCAGGCUCCUGCCACCCUCCGGCUACCAUUUUGUUCUUCUCGGAUGAUUGAUAGCCUGCUGUGUGAGGUCCCAACCUUGAUUCAACUCUCUAGUAUAGACACAACUUACAAUGAAAUACAAUUGUCUGUUGCUAGUUUUAUCCUCUUAGUGGUGCCCUUGAUUAUUAUCCUUGCUUCUUAUGGUGCUAUUGCAAAGGCAGUGCUGAGGAUAAAGUCAGCUGCUGGACAGAAGAAAGCCUUUGGCACCUGCACUUCUCACCUGCUGGUGGUCUCCCUCUUCUAUGGCACGGUCACAGGGGUCUACCUUCAACCCCAAAAUCCAUAUGCACAUGAACGGGGCAAGUUUCUCACCCUUUUCUACACUGUGGUGACUCCAACUCUUAACCCUCUCAUCUACACUCUGAGAAACAAGGAGGUAAAGGGGGCAUUAAUGAGAUUAGGGAGGAAGACCCGGGAUUCCCCACAUUCCAGUGAAGAUUCGU
Dipodomys ordii (Ord's kangaroo rat) is the source of this 649-nucleotide messenger RNA. Its product is annotated as olfactory receptor 2H1-like. The transcript has 2 exons. The record is from RefSeq and is a predicted model, not a curated record. NCBI's taxonomy places the organism in Eukaryota, Metazoa, Chordata, Mammalia, Rodentia, Heteromyidae. Gene Ontology annotation, molecular function: olfactory receptor activity; G protein-coupled receptor activity. Gene Ontology annotation, biological process: G protein-coupled receptor signaling pathway. The annotation marks the transcript as partial. Gene Ontology annotation, cellular component: membrane.